CUGCAAAUAACCACUGGGGUUCUGUGACAACCACCAGAAGAUCUGUUACAGACCACUGAGGGCUGACCUGCAGCUUCACUUCUCUCACCAGUAACAGGCUUAUGCGCCUUCUUGACUGCUGCGUUCCUCCAAAAGGAACGUCGCCUGGCAUUACCGUCCCAACACAUAAGCUGCUUUGGAGAAAAUGGCUUCUCAUUUACACCUGCUUCUGGGAUUGGCUCUCCUUCUAAAUUCACAGUACUCAUUUGGACAGGAAUGCCCCAAUGCUCAGAUGGCCACCAACUGUGAGAAUUGUAUCCAAUUGGGCCCUGGAUGUGCCUGGUGCAAAUACAAGUAUUUUGAAGAUCACAAAGCUCUGCGCUGUGGCACACGGAUGAGUCUGCGGGAGAGCGGCUGCUCAGAGAAGGACAUCGUAGACCCAGAGAGUCAGCAUACAGUUGCUGAGGAGGGGGAGAGUCUGAGCCCACAGAGGAUCAAACUGGAUCUAAGGCCUGGGAAAGCACACACGUUUCAAGUCCAGGCGAAGCUGCGAAAGAAGCUGAAGCCAGUGGAUGUGUAUGUUCUUACAUCCUUCUACACAAACAACAAAGGCAAAGGAAACAGGGCAAAAGCCCUUGCAGAAACAGCCAGUGAAGGCAUAAGGAAUCACAACAGAGAAGCCGAAGUAUCCACCAUAGGUUAUGGCCUGUUUGGGAGCACGAUUGUCACUGACAAAAAGCAGAAAGAAUGCGAGGAGACUGGCCAAGUCUGCGAACCAGAACUCUUUGUCACUCACUCUUCAACAGCCCCGGAAAACCCAUUCAACCCAUACUUCCGGUGGCGUACAGAAGGAGGGUUACACGCUCUCAUGCAGUUGGUCCUGUGCAGGGAUGUGAUUAAUUGGGGACGGAAUGACCGCAUUGUUAUAUACGCUGCUGAUGGGAACUAUAAGCUGGCACCAGAGACAAGUGAAACCGAGAUAAUCAACAGCAGCAUAUGUCAAAUGAACAACAGCCGCAUCCAGACCAAAAUUAGACCUCCAUCUCUGUCUGAGUUGCGAAAAGUCCUGUUCGAAAACAACAUUCAAGUCAUCUUUGCUGCGCUACGCUACGACCUGCUUGAUGAGUAUGCGGGGCUAGCUUCUAAACUGCCGAAGGCCGGUGUUGCCUUUGUGGAUAUUUCGGACCCCAACUAUCCCCCUUUUGAAAGUGCCUUCGAUAGAUUAAGGACCGAUUUGGUGCUCACCCACCUGCCUGUGCCAGGACUGAACAUCACAUAUGAGCCACUAUGUGACUCAAGAAGAGGUGAUUAUCUCCAAGGAACAUGCUACCUUAGGAACAGAGACAGAAGGAAGAGUCAGACCUUCAAUGUGACGGUAUCAUCUGAGUCCUGUCUGCUGCCUGCAUCCUUUGAGAUCAAGAACAUGAAUACCCGAGACAGCCUUACUGUGGAGCUGACUCCUCGCUGUAACUGUGAAUGUGGUGACCAGCCCGAUCCUGACUUCUGCAGCAAUGCUGGGAAUCCAGUUUGUGGCAAAUGCAGGUGUGAUAAAGACUACUUUGGCGCGUCCUGUGAGUGCUCGAUUUCUGAUGGCGAUGGACCCUGUAGAGAGAAGGAGGGCGGACCUGUGUGUUCAGGUCGAGGUACCUGUGUGUGCGGGAACUGUGAAUGCCACAGAGCACUGGGAACGACUUCCUACAGGAGGUUCUGUGAAUGUGAUGACUACAGCUGUAACUGGUUCGAAGGCAAAAUCUGUGCAGGCAAUGGGAAGUGUGUGUGUGGACGAUGCAUGUGUGACGAGGACUAUGUCGGUGAUGCAUGUGAAUGCUCCAUGAAGGUGGAUGGCUGCCAGAGUCCUGAUGGAAGGCUCUGCAGUGGCCAUGGUAUCUGUGAAUGCAACCUGUGUCGGUGUGAGUCAAUGUACAAAGGAGCUCACUGCAAUCUCUGCCCCAUCUGCUAGGACAGCCAACACAAAUAUAGAGGCCCAGUGGUAGUGGUGGGAACUGCAAGCAGAACACGAGCAAGAGAGGGCAAGUUGAGGACCAGUGUACAACAACACAUAAUCUGGAUGACAUUUUGUUGCUAGAAGAAUGGGGGACGACAAGAUAACUUCCUCCGACCAUAAAUAAAGUCUAUAUUUGCAAAA
Messenger RNA from Clupea harengus (Atlantic herring), 2125 nucleotides. RefSeq names its product integrin beta-2-like. The transcript is spliced from 15 exons. Bases 185 to 1939 code for a protein of 584 amino acids. Lineage: Eukaryota; Metazoa; Chordata; Actinopteri; Clupeiformes; Clupeidae. Gene Ontology annotation, molecular function: amyloid-beta binding; protein kinase binding; integrin binding. The record is from RefSeq and is a predicted model, not a curated record. Gene Ontology annotation, cellular component: cell surface; integrin complex; focal adhesion. Gene Ontology annotation, biological process: neutrophil chemotaxis; leukocyte cell-cell adhesion; cell-matrix adhesion.